Molecule: messenger RNA, 915 nt
Organism: Fusarium vanettenii 77-13-4
Lineage: Eukaryota; Fungi; Ascomycota; Sordariomycetes; Hypocreales; Nectriaceae
Exons: 3
Coding region: 1-915 (304 amino acids)
Biological process (GO): regulation of transcription by RNA polymerase II
Cellular component (GO): chromatin
Molecular function (GO): RNA polymerase II cis-regulatory region sequence-specific DNA binding; DNA-binding transcription factor activity, RNA polymerase II-specific
Source: RefSeq, a predicted model, not a curated record
AUGCCUCCUCCCGCCCAUCCGAGAAAGUACGUUUGCCCCGUCUGUUCUCGCCAAUUCCGGAGGGCCGACUUCCUAUACCGCCACCAGCUCAACCACGCCGAUCCACGGUUUCGUUGCAGUCAAACGGGCUGCGGUAUGGCCUUUCAUCGCAGAGACGUCCUGCAACGCCACCAGGCUCUUCAUUGUAAGAGGGCUUCAGCCUCGCCUGACGCCUCUGGAAUGCUCGUCGCAUCUACUCUUACUCUGCCGGAAACGGUGAUUGAGAACAGCGAUUCUAUGGGCAACAGUAUCGCGUUGGUGAAUCAAUGCGAUGGUAUUGAACUACAUCCUGAAUCAACGCCAUCAUCCAACACGCAACUAUCGUACACGGACCUCGAUCAGUCCUCGCAGUUUUCAGCGCAAGUAUCCGACAUCUUGAUGACACCCCACCCCUCUACCGAGCUCAACGUUGAAGAACUUUCUCCUCAUCAGCUUCAACUAUUCAUCAAUAGCUUCAUUCUAUACAAUAUGCGUCGCCUACCAUUCAUCCAUAAAAGCCACUUGGCCACAGGAAGUCUUACACCUGCCAUAUAUUCAGGCGUUCUUGCCGCAGGGGCCGCACACUUUGCUGAACAUCGAGAGCUAUCACUCCAGCUACACCGCUCGUCUGUUCAGCUCGGCAUCUCGGAAUUGAAGUUGAAUGGCAAUUGCCUUCAAGACUUGCAGUACAAAGUCCUUGCCAUCGAUUUCGCCUUGUCAUGCCGUGACGUGAACCUCGAGGUUUGGGCAACAACCGAAUUACGCCACGUCUGGACUAGAGUCAUCUUGAUGUACUUCUCAGUUGCCAAGUUAAAACUUCUGACUGGUCUCAAUGGCGUCAUCGAGAAGAGCUCAAGAGGUAAUCUCCUACGCAUUCGAUAUCACUCUAGCUCUUGA